UCACUGGAAGUCUGCCUUCCAAAUGGCAAUACAUAUGUACACAUACAUAUAGACAUGCGGGACACACGGAUAUUAAGUGAAUGGGCAUAUUGUUUAUACCUUUAGAGUCACUGAAGACCUUAGCGCUGCUGCAUUCGUUCCGUGGAGCACAGUUUGAAUGGAAGUGUCCGAUGGCGAAGUCGCAUGCGGCGCGCGUCGGUGAAAUACUUAACAGUUCCCUUAAAAAUGUAUGUUAAUAAUUAAAGUUUGUUGUAAAAUAAAAAAAAAAUCAGAACAAUAAAUUAUAUAACCAGUUUAUAUGUUUAAGUGUGUUAAAAAGUGCAAGAAAAGUUGAAAUUUACUCAGAAAAAAAUUGUAUAAAUUAUCAAAUCUUGCUGUGCAUUGAAAAUACUCGAAGAGGAAGCUCAAAUCACGACAUAUGUUUGCUACAGGAAGUGAAAGUGUUGACAGGAAAUGAAAAGCCAAAUAAAAUAAAAAAAUAAAACGCAAACGAAAUAGUGCAUGAAAAGUGUGAAAUAUAUUUGUUAAAAAAUCAUAAAAUUUAAUUGAAGUUGUUGGCAAAUAAAUGAAUUUGCUAUUAAAAAAUUAUUAAUUAAUUGAGAAAAAAUUGAGAACCAUUUAAAGUGAGAAAGUAAUACUUCAAACAUAAAUAAAAUAAAAGAAGAUAUAUUUUGAAAAAAUUAAAAAAAAGUUAACUGAUGAUUAAUACAUUCAAUUAGUGUAUGAAAUCAAGUUAUCUGAAAUUAUAGUGAAAUUUAUAUGAAAACACACAAGUGAAAAUAUGCGGAAGUGGGAAAAAUGCAAAACACUUUAACUAAAGGUGCGGCUCACGUUGUGGCUUCCAGUUGAAUAUAGAAUCCAACAAAUCGCGCAUAAAAAAAGCAAAAUUAAAUCAAAACAUCGGUAAUUGUAAUGUGAAUAGGGUAAAAAUAUUUGCUCAAUCGCAAUUAGACAAUUUCAAGACCUUGCAACAAAAUGUUCCAACUAUUAUGUCUGCUAAUUUCCUUGCCAAGGCGAAAUGUCACGACGAGAGCAUUAAUUUCCCACUGCGAAAUCAAAAGUAAAAAUAAGAAAUAAACGCAAUAAUUAAUAAAAGAAAAUAACGGCAAGAAAAUCUACGCGCAACUUUGCAACAGCACGGAAGCUGCGAGUCUACACAGCGCAAUAUCCGCUCACCAGAUACGAACGAGAGGAAACUCAUUUGCGCCAAACUGUAAAACACGGCAGAAAGCACAAACGAUACAAUAUAAGCAGGCGUACGAGACGUUGCAACAUUGUUGUUGCAUGCAAAAAUAUCAAAAACGCGUAAGCGGUUAAGUCUUUUUUAGCGCAAGUGAUUUAUUGAGCUCAAAGUUGCAGCUGACAGCAGGCGCAUAAAAUGCUGCACCAAAUAAUUACAACAACAACUGCAAUUACGAACUGCUUAUUAAUUUCUUAAGCACAAAUUCAUUUACACACAAAAGUAAGUAGAACAUGUUGCAUGUGGCCAUACAGCGCUUGGCGUCAGCUGACGCUGCUAAAGCGGCGGCGGCAGCGGCGCUCCCGUCAACAUCGUCCGCAGCCGCGUCCUCAACGGCGUUCGACAGCGCCAGCUCCGAGCAGUUGUGGAGCAGUAAUAUAUUCAGUGAUGACGGCAGUGGCGAGGAGUUGUACGAGGCGUCUGGCUUUGCGGUGUUGUGGAGCACCGACAGCAACAACAACAAUGUCACAUUUAAUACCACAGAAUUUGUAAUGGCUUCCGCGAAUGGUAUACUCCUGCGUACGAUCACUUCGUUGCAAGACGUCACGACGGUGGCGACAGACUUCGUUGAUCACCCCUUUGAUCCGUAUGAAACGCACGAGAACAACUAUUGGGGUUUGCUGGCGCUGGUUUUGGUCUUCGCCACCGCCGCCGGCAAUAUUCUCGUCUGUCUGGCGAUCUAUUUGGAACGCCGUUUGCAGAAUGUUACCAACUAUUUUCUCAUGUCGCUGGCGAUCACUGAUCUGAUGGUGGCGGUGCUCGUGAUGCCACUCGGCAUACUGACGCUGGUGAAGGGUUAUUUUCCGCUCAGCUCGUUGUGGUGUCUCGCUUGGAUUUGUCUGGAUGUGCUCUUCUGCACGGCGAGUAUAAUGCAUCUCUGCACCAUUUCGGUGGAUCGCUUCUUUUCGCUGGCGUUUCCCAUGCGUUUUGGUCGGAAUAAGACGAGUCGGCGUGUUUUUUUGAAAAUCGGUCUUGUAUGGUUCCUAUCGGUAGCAACGAGUUUGCCGUUGUGCUUGAUGUACUCGCAGAAUCACGCUUCGGUGCUAAUUAACGGUACUUGUCAGAUACCGGAUCCUAUUUACAAAUUAGUUGGAUCGAUAAUUUGCUUUUACAUUCCACUCUUCGUUAUGCUACUCACAUAUUGUUUGACUAUACGUCUCUUGGCAAAGAAAAGUCAUAACCUUGGCGGCAUGUGUCAACCGCAACCGCCCGGCUGGGCGAGCACUUGGCUUGGACAAAGCAGCGCGUUCGAACGCCGUCGCACAUGGCGACGUUUCCUCAGGCCGAGCUCCACGGCAGUGACACAAUCGGCACAAUCGGCCAACUCCACCGACACCGAGUUGUCCACGCUGGACACACACGAACUGUGGCUAGCCGAAUCAAACACUACGGAGCCGACAGCGACCACCAUGACGGCGCUGCAGCAAUUUGGUGCCGAAAUGUUGAAGUUGUCGCGUGGCCUGGAAUCGGUGGCUUCCUCUUCGACCACCUGCUCGCCAACCAAAUCCGAAUUUUCAUCAACAAAUCACUUCACCAGCAGCAGUCCGCAGCACUACUCGGCCAACAAGCAGUCCAAUCAACAGCAGCAACAGCAUGUGAGUGGGGAGCAUUUACAAAUACCCACAGCGGCGCUUGCGGCUGCCACGGCGGAUAGUACGCUGUUGCUGCGUGGAGCGAGUUUACGGCGGAGCGCGCGCCGGGGACGUAAAAGAUCGCUUUCGCCGUCUUGCAAGCCACAACACGCAAUGAUGACUUCGAAAAAUCGGCGUCGCUAUUCCACAGCCACGCAGGGGGCACGCGAAGUGCGCGCCGAUACGCCACCACCGCAGCGACGCAAUCGUUUCAACAGUUUGCCGAAAAAUGCGCUACUCUUCCUUUCCCGCCAAUCCAGUCAAGCGACAAGCAGCACAGAAGGCGAUGGCACACCCGCGAAAGGACAUUCCGACACGGAGGUGGAGCAAAACGGCAAAGCGCAAUGUCAGCGCAGCAACGAUAAACAAGCAGAGCUGCCACCUAUCUGCACAUGCCCCUACUUUGGCGAUCGACCGCUGCAGAAUUGUGUCAAACCGACCGAGGUGAAAAUCAUACCCACCACUUUCAAGGUGACCAAUGUAAUGGAAAUUGAAAGUUUGCUAAAUCCACCAGAGGAAGAAUUGACUAGCAUAUUGGUUACCAGCAACAGCAGUGGCAAUGGCAACGCUGUCACACAUCUGAGUCCCAACACAGCGGAACGCAUGAACAACAAACACAGUGCUAGUUCGCUAACUGUACACUCCAGUGAUGGCAGCACGCCGAGUAGUUACUUGAGUGUCGCAGCUCAGCCGGGUACACCGUGCCCCGGGCGUCGUAAACUCAGUAUUUCGAAAACAGCAUCGGUUAUCACCUGGGAUGCGAGUCGUCAUCGCAGACGCGGUUCCAGCUUCGGCAGUGCGCGAACUACGCUGCUGAUGGCACCAACCAAAACCGGCACGGUACUCACGAGCUCCUCCUCGGCAACACCGCUGCGGCGUUCCGCCACGCUACGGAGUCACAACAACAUGAAUUAUCUACAAGUUUCCACGGCCUGCGAUGGCACAGUGAAUGUCGUCGAGGCGGGCCGAUUGCGUACAAAAUCCAGCACGCCACAUUCUUCACCAUGCCUACUGCAACGCAACCAAACCGUACGCUCACAUCAUUCACGUAACUCAAGCGUGAUUUCACGCAACUCCUCACGUCACGGCCGUAUCAUCAAACUCGAACAGAAGGCGACCAAAGUGCUGGGUGUGGUAUUCUUCACGUUCGUCAUACUUUGGUCACCAUUCUUUGUACUCAAUUUGCUGCCGACGAUAUGCGGUGAUUGUGAGAAUCGUAUAGCGCACUGGGUCUUUGAUGUAGUCACCUGGCUGGGCUAUGCCUCGUCCAUGGUAAAUCCCAUUUUCUACACCACCUUCAACGAGGUGUUUCGUAAGGCCUUCAAAAAGGUGCUCACUUGCCAAUACUCGACCACGACCAAUUGGAAUCCGAGCAUGUAGCAGCAACUGGAAAUUACGAAGACGAAAGUCAAACAGCAGCCGUCGGAUACGAGCUCAUCCGGUCUGUUGGCGAUUAUUAAACGUCGUAGCUCGUCAAGUCGCAGCGGUAGCCGCAGUAGAUAGAUAAGGGAGUUUGGCACAGACUGUGUACAGCUUUGAAUGGGUGUGUGUGAGGUAGUGUGUAUAUAACUGUGUGCUGAUUGUAGUCAAGUAAAUAGAUUAAUAUUUAAUGUAUUAAGUAACACAGUGAACUAAGCUCUCAGCUAAUUUAUAGUGUAUAAGUAAAAUUAGUAUAUAUUUGUAUGUGUGUGGUUUUAAGAAACCACAUACUUCAUAGCAUGUAUUUCCAUAUGCUCUCGAGAUAGUGUGUAAAUAGCUGCAAGCAUGUAGAUAUCGCUAUAUUAGGGUGCUUCUUACUCACAUAUGGUAUAAAAAAAGGUUUUAUAUACUAAAUUACCUAAACCUUUGUCUCUGCAAGGCAGUCGAAGACCACACUUAUAAAUUUAAAAAGGUUUCAUCACGAAAGAUCUUUCAUUUCACUUUCUCGGUUUGUAACAUUGUGAUAUGAACGCGUACCACAGAACUACUUCGGGUAAUGGGGAUAGCGGACAGUCAAGAAGGCUUCUAAGUAAGGUUGGGAUCAUUACCGUGCGCCUAUAUCUGAGAUCUCAUCUUAAGGAACUUCAAAAAUUGGUUGUGUGGAAUGGCCACACUAACCACCUUGGUAGGGUUCCAAGCCCACCUAAAACCUCUGCCGUACAUUGGUUCCGGCGCCCAGGUAUUUUCAGUAACAAUUUACGGUGUGGAAUAGACACACUAACCAUCUAAACUAAACUAUAGUUCGAGACCCAUCUAAACUGUCUGUCAUACUUUGGGUGCGACACCCGGUUGCAAUGCAACUCCACAUUCAACUGAAAAAGUGUCAAUUCUUCCCGCAUUUUGGUUUUAACCACAACCACCACGAUACUCCCCGAGGAGCCAGUCCACAUAAGCAUGUUGGAGCGAACUCUACGGUCUCCUGCUUCCCUUAGUACCAGAAUUAAGUCUCCGAUCAGGCCUCGUAGCCGAAACUACUACCAGUUGAGUUUCCAUACAGUACUGGACUGGUCACCAGGGGUUGGACUCCAUAAACAUAUCACAAACACAUUCCACUCAUACAAAAGCUAACUCCAAUUCCCAGCUAAACGACUUCGCCGCUUAAACAGCUCACGCGCAAAUGACCCUAAGGGUUCGACAUUUCAACUAGUGGAGAUCAUACCGUCCAUUAGUCCAGCUUAUCCCCUUACCACCCGGAUCCCUAAUGUCCGAGUACAUCCAGCAUUCUGCAGUUAUAUGCGCCCUUAUAUAUAAGGCACAUAGACCAAAGAUGAUAAAACUUACGAACAUAACCCUUGCAAUUGCCUAGUCUUCAGCAGCUUGACGUAGGAUAUCUUCCACGGCUCGGAAUGUAGUUCGACACAAUGUAGUUCGACGCCUAUUGAGCUUUGUAAAGAUCUAAGUACUUCCAAUUGCAAUCAGACAUUCGUACGACCUCUUCUUUUCAAACAGUGAACUUCGUCUUCAACCGUGAUCGAUAGUCAUAUAAGUUAUCUUAGUAGAAAUGAAAAGAUGAACCUGAAAAGUAUGCCCGCCCUUAUUCCAUUUAUGCCACUCUAAUUCAUAUACAACUAUACCACAAAUCCAUAAAUCCACACAAAGUUAAGUACACUGCAGUACCUCAAUACAUAUCGCAGAACGUAAAUCUGCCUCUCCGUCAUUCAUCAAUCCAUCACUUUGGAUUCGUGCGCGUAUUCGUCUGAGACAGCGGUUUCGCCGCCUGCUAUACAAAUAUCCUGCUAAGCUCGUCGGCUAUGUGGGUUGCAUGCAAGUUGGUCGUCUUUAUACCUUCAAUUAAUUUCACUUCAUUUGCUUAUGAAAACGAGUCGGAAUUUAACUUGCAUCAACAAACACACCCACACUUACACGAGCACGUAUACGAGUACAGUCCGUUAGUUUGCUUAGGACUGAGGAUAUUGAAUAAUGGAUUCGGGUCACAUGAUAUUGAGAUGUGAAGUUGAUAGAGUACCAACUAACUUGUCUCGUCGCAUACAAAGUGUGGAUAUAUUCGUGAAGAGUGUAGGCAACUAGACGUGGGUGGAUUAUUUCGGAAUUUAAGUAAAGCAUUAAGUUAUUUGAGCGAAUAUAAGACUAAGCUAAUCACGUAGCUUGCAAAAUGCGACGCGUUUGUAUAGAGGGUUGAAGCAUAUAAUGACCUAACGGAAAGGCCAAGUUGAGGUGACGUGAAAAAUAUGUGAGAGACGUGUUAAAAUUCUCCACAGAUUGAAAAAAGUUAUUCUGCUGGCUCUUUCUCUUUCUACACUUUUUUAUUUGCUUAUGUAUAUAAUCGAUUUGGACACUGAAGUUGUUUCAUUAUUCGUGUGGAGUUGUGUCUUAUAGAGCUUGUACUUACUAUACUUACGACAUUGUCGGCUUGAUUAGUCAUAUGAUUAUCUGGAGUUCAGAGGACCCUAGCACCAGUCCACACUAAAGCUGUUUUGAACCACAGUCGUCGGCUUCGACAAUCUUUAUCUAUAACAAAAUUCUGUAUAAUAGUUUGAUUUAAUUGUCCACUUUUUUUCAUGGCCAAAAAUAGCCUCAUACUAAUCCACAUAUCAAUUGAACCUAUGUCCAUUAUAGGAAAACCUCAAACUUCAUUUUUAGUUGAAAUCCGAAUUUCUCUGUAAACUGAGUAUUAUCAUAUAGAAGUAGUGCAGUAAACUCAGUACCUGCCGUCGGAAAGAUAUUUUUUUAUUUCACAUUAUGUACUUCUAAAUACUCAUAUGAUACUAUCCAUGGUCUUAUCAAACUUAUUAAAAACAUAUCUAGAAGAUUAAUGUAACUACAUAUAUACUUGCUCAAACACUGGUACUAAAAAUAACCAUGCAACGAUAAGAUCCAGUAGUUGGUGUCUUGACAGAAAUCUUUAGUCCUU
Molecule: messenger RNA, 7222 nt
Organism: Bactrocera dorsalis (oriental fruit fly)
Lineage: Eukaryota; Metazoa; Arthropoda; Insecta; Diptera; Tephritidae
Gene: 5-HT2B
Product: 5-hydroxytryptamine receptor 2A
Exons: 7
Coding region: 1474-4251 (925 amino acids)
Biological process (GO): adenylate cyclase-activating adrenergic receptor signaling pathway
Cellular component (GO): membrane
Molecular function (GO): dopamine neurotransmitter receptor activity, coupled via Gi/Go; G protein-coupled receptor activity
Source: RefSeq, a predicted model, not a curated record